Molecule: messenger RNA, 2111 nt
Organism: Macadamia integrifolia
Lineage: Eukaryota; Viridiplantae; Streptophyta; Magnoliopsida; Proteales; Proteaceae
Product: pentatricopeptide repeat-containing protein At2g36730
Exons: 1
Coding region: 96-1652 (518 amino acids)
Biological process (GO): RNA modification
Molecular function (GO): protein binding; RNA binding
Source: RefSeq, a predicted model, not a curated record
AAUCCAACUUUUCAAAUUUCUUCUAAGCACAUCGGCUGAUAUGUCGAUCGAUCUCUAUUUCAUUAAAAAAAUUCUAAAUAAAAUGAAAAGAAACCAUGUUGGUGAGAUUUCCUAGUCCAACGACCUAUCUCUGUUGCCCGCCAAAGUUUUCCAACGGGAAUUUGAGCUUCUCUACUGUCAAAGAUCAAUGUAUUUCCCUCCUAAAUUCUUGUUGUUCCAUGCAAGAUCUAACCCAAAUUCAUGCUUAUCUCUGCACCACUGGUCUUGUCUCUGAUGGGUAUCUCAUCAGUGAAAUCCUGCGAUUUUGUUCCCUGUCGCCGUUGGGGAGCUUAGAUUAUGCGCAAUCACUUCUCCUUCACUCCCCCGAUCCCAUCCCCACUUCGUGCUGGAACAAUGUCAUUAGGGGUAACGCCGGAAGAGACUGUCCGAGAGAGGCCAUUGCAGUUUUUCUCGAGAUGCGGAAGCGAGGAGGAAGACCCAAUAACCUCACCUUCCCCUUUCUCCUCAAGGCGUGCGCUCGUCUCUCGGCUCUUAGUGCAGGGAGGCAAAUACAAGUAGAGAUUGUGAAGAAUGGUCUCGAUUCAGAUGUUUAUGUUCAGAACUCUUUGAUUCAUUUCUAUGGUUCUUGUCGUGAGAUUUCAGAUGCACGUUACGUGUUUGAUAUGAUGCGUUUGAGGACCGUCGUUUCUUGGAAUGCCAUUAUCUCUGCUUAUGUUGAAAGAUCCCAAUUUGAUGAUUCCAUUGGUCUUUUUGCUGAGAUGAGACUUUAUGGGAUUGUACCAGAUGAGGCUUCCAUGGUCGUCUUGCUUUCUGUUUGUGCUGAGCUUGGGAACUUGAGCUUGGGGAACUGGGCACAUUGUCAAGCCAUAGAAACUGGGUUGGUAUUAAAUUGUCGACUGGGUACAGCUCUUGUUGACAUGUAUGCAAAGUGUGGGAAUGUAAGUUCUGCAGGCUUCAUAUUCGAAAGAAUGCUCGAUAGAAACGUCUGGACAUGGAGCGCCAUGAUCUCUGGUUUGGCCCAACAUGGUUUGGCGAAGGAAGCCCUUGACCUUUUCCUCGAGAUGAAGAACCAUUCAAUUCGGCCUAAUUAUGUAACUUUCCUUGGGGUGCUCUGUGCGUGUAGCCAUGCAGGCUUGGUGGAUGAUGGGUGGAGGUUCUUUCAUGACAUGAAACAUGUGCAUGGCAUUGAACCUAAGAUGACACAUUAUGGUGCCAUGGUCGAUAUUUUGGGUCGUGCAGGUCUUCUUACAGAGGCUUAUAGGUUCAUUCUGCACAUCCCUGUUGAGCCUGAUCCUGUUGUAUGGAGGACAUUGCUUAGUGCAUGCAGCAGCCAUGACCCUAAUGGUAGUACAGGGAUUUUGGAGAAGGUUAGAAACAAGUUGAUUGAGUUGGAACCCAGAAGGAGCGGGAAUUUUGUGAUGGUUGCAAACCUCUAUGCAGAGGUUGGGUUGUGGAAGGAAGCAUCAAAUGUACGGAAGAUGAUGAGGAUUGGAGGAAUGAAGAAGAUGGCAGGGGAGAGUAGCAUUCAGAUUGGUGGGUGCAUCCAUAGAUUUUUGUCUGGGGAUGAUUCCCUGGUUGACCGUGAGAGCAUCUACUGGUUGCUUCAUGGAUUGUACGUGCACAUGAAGAUGGUUGAUUAUGAUUUUCCCUGAUAUCAGGAUCCAGGCCUAACAGAUAACAUGCCUGAUUUUGUGUUCAUUAUGGUAUUCUUGAUUGUAGAGGGCAGGCCUUGGUGCAAUGGUAAGUUUGCUCCAUUGCAACCUAGUGGUAGUGGGUUCGAGUUGGGAAACAGCCUCUCCGCCAAGCGAGGGUAAGACUGCGUACAUUAUGACCCUCUCCAGACCUCACAAUGCUCAUGCUUUGGGUACGCCCCCCUUUUUUGAUACUGGUUACAAUAUGAGAAAUAAUUUGAUUUUUUAAUGUUAUUAAGCAAAAAAAUACCUGCAUUCUAAAUUUCUCAGAAAUUUUUUUUCCUUUUUUUUUUGUAGCAUCAAAAUUUUUAUUUAUUUAUUUAUUUAUUUUCUGAAUUCAAGACUACAACUUAAUAUUUAUUACAAAUGUAAUUGUGGUUGUACAAUUUCAGAUGGAUCAGAAAGUUUCAGUUAGUGUAA